Messenger RNA from Tripterygium wilfordii, 2151 nucleotides. RefSeq names its product metal-nicotianamine transporter YSL1-like. Gene Ontology annotation, biological process: seed development; response to iron ion. The record is from RefSeq and is a predicted model, not a curated record. Gene Ontology annotation, cellular component: plasma membrane. NCBI's taxonomy places the organism in Eukaryota, Viridiplantae, Streptophyta, Magnoliopsida, Celastrales, Celastraceae. The coding region runs from base 23 to 2050 and encodes 675 amino acids. Gene Ontology annotation, molecular function: oligopeptide transmembrane transporter activity; iron-nicotianamine transmembrane transporter activity. The transcript has 7 exons.
UUUACAUUUUGUUUGGAGAGAGAUGAGUUUCAUGGAUCAGGAAGAGAUGAAGGAGAAGAAAGAGAUUCAGAGAGAGGAUCAAGAGUUGGAAGAAACAGAGGCAGAAGAUCAUGAAUCAUUGGAGACAUCGAAGAAAGCACUGGUAGUCCAACCUUGGACAAAACAAAUUACUGUAAGAGGAUUCAUUUUGAGCAUAGCUCUUGGAGCUAUGUACAGUGUGAUAGCUAUGAAGCUGAACCUCACAAGUGGUUUGGUUCCCAAUCUGAAUAUGUCUGCUGCUCUUCUUGCUUUCCUCUUCAUCCAAUCGUGGACAAAGAUGCUUCAGAAAGCCGGAUUUGUUGCCAGACCUUUCACCAGACAAGAGAAUACUAUGAUUCAAACAUGUACGGUUGCUUGUUAUAGUAUUACAGUUGGAGGUGGAUUUGCUUCAUAUCUAUUGGGAUUAAACAGGAAGACAUUUGAGUUAUCAGGAGGAGCAACAACUGUUGGGAACUCUCCAAGUAGUAUAAAGGAACCUGGGUUGGGCUGGAUGACUGGUUUCCUCUUUUUAGUUUGCUUUGUUGGCCUUUUUGUCCUAAUUCCUUUAAGAAAGAUUAUGAUAGUUGACCUCAAAUUAACGUAUCCAAGUGGCUUGGCAACAGCAGUUCUCAUCAAUGGUUUCCAUAGUCAAGGAGAUAAUAUGGCCAAAAAGCAAGUGCGAGGAUUCAUGAAGUGUUUUUCAGCAAGUUUUUUGUGGGCAUUCUUCCAAUGGUUUUACACUGGAAAAGAAGGAUGUGGGUUCUCUCAGUUCCCCACCUUUGGACUGCAAGCUUGGAAGAAAACGUUUUUCUUUGAUUUUAGCUUGACUUAUGUGGGGGCAGGGAUGAUCUGUUCACAUCUGGUGAACUUGUCUCUGCUUCUUGGUGCUGUCCUCUCAUAUGGACUAAUGUGGCCAUUAUUUGAUCAGCUUAAAGGAGACUGGUUUCCUAGCAAUUUAGAAGAAACAAGCAUGAGGAGCAUAUAUGGUUACAAGGUCUUUCUAUCAGUUGCUCUUAUUCUUGGCGACGGGCUCUACAAUUUCGUCAAGAUAAUGGGUAUCACAGUCAUUGGUCUUCGCAGCAGAAUAAGAAAAAAGAAGCUCAACACAGGACAAGAGGAGGAAAAGUCAGUUGAAGAGCUGAAGCAAAAUGAAAUCUUCCUGACAGAAAACAUUCCGAUGUCGAUCGGAGUCAUCGGAUACGGUGUCUUCUCCAUCAUGUCUAUAAUUCUGGUCCCAAUCCUGUUUCCUCAGCUUAAAUGGUACUAUGUAGUGGUAGCUUAUAUUCUAGCUCCAUCUCUAGCAUUUUGCAAUGCAUUUGGAGCUGGUCUCACUGACAUAAACAUGGCCUAUAACUAUGGGAAAGUGGCUUUAUUUGUGCUGGCGGCAGUGACCGGGAAAGAAAACGGCGUGGCGGCCGCGCUUGCUGGCUGUGGACUCAUCAAAUCUGUAGUGUCUGUGUCUUGCAUUCUGAUGCAAGAUUUCAAAACAGCUCAUUUCACCCGGACUUCACCUAGGGCAAUGUUCUUGAGCCAAGUCAUUGGAACGGGCCUCGGCUGCAUAAUAGCUCCUCUCAGCUUCUUCCUCUUCUACAAGGCAUUUGAUGUGGGGAAUCCAAACGGCGAUUUCAAAGCUCCCUAUGCAUUGAUAUACAGAAACAUGGCGAUCCUAGGAGUUCAAGGGUUUUCAGCUCUGCCACAGCAUUGUUUGCAGCUCUGCUGUGGAUUCUUUGCUUUUGCAGUAGCCGUUAACCUGGUGCGAGACCUUUCGCCGAGGAAGAUCGGGAAAUGGAUGCCGCUGCCGAUGUGUAUGGCAGUGCCCUUCCUGGUUGGGGCGUACUUCGCCAUUGAUAUGUGUGUGGGGACUUUGGUUGUCUUUGUAUGGCACAAACUCAACAGCAAGAGAGCUGACUUCAUGGUUCCGGCAGUCGCUUCGGGAUUAAUAUGCGGUGAAGGGCUAUGGAUACUUCCUGCUGCUGUUCUAGCCUUGUCCAAAGUAAAACCUCCAAUAUGCAUGAAUUUUUUCGCUACCUAGAGAAAACUCAACCAAAUAUUGUCUAUGAGAACUGAAUAAAGAGCAUGAACUAUAUACAUAUGCAUUUGGAAUUACAGAAAUAUGACUGCAUAUUUUAUUGC